AUGACCAACAAUAACCCAAAAUACAAGACGAUCUCUCCUUUUGACUUGAGCGCCAGUGACAAUCCCGGCGCGGUGAUUUCGCAGCCGCUACUCAACGGUUCGAACUAUGAUGAAUGGGCUCUCAACUUUCGUAUGGCCCUAAGUUCACGAAAGAAAUUUGGUUUUUUGGAUGGAAGCAUCCCAAAGCCAGCUCCUAAUUCUGCCACUCUUGAAGAUUGGACAGCCAAUAACCACCUCCUGGUCGGCUGGAUUAAGCUUUCUAUAGAUCCCAAACUACGAUCCUCCAUCUCAACGAGAGAAGUAGCUAAAGAUCUAUGGGAGAUAAUCAAGAAGCGUUUUUCCUUGAAAAGUGGAGCUCGCCUCCAACAAUUGAGGAACUCAUUGGCAACAUGCAAACAGAAUGGGUCAACCGUAGAUGACUACUUUGGCCGCUUGACGAAACUAUGGGACGGAAUUGCUGAAUGCAUGAAUUCCAAACAGUGUACGUGUGAUAAGUGUGAGUGCGAUCUCAACACUGCACAUGAAAAGGAGAAAGAGAUCCUCCGCGUUCAUGAUUUUCUCUCCGGAUUGGACGACUCAUCACAUGGUGUCAUUCGUUCCCAAAUCUGUGCGAUGACUCCAUUACCUGACUUGGACAGUGUUUAUCAAACGAUAACACAAAACGAGACACUCUGA
Microthlaspi erraticum is the source of this 675-nucleotide messenger RNA. NCBI's taxonomy places the organism in Eukaryota, Viridiplantae, Streptophyta, Magnoliopsida, Brassicales, Brassicaceae. The record is from the annotation of a GenBank genome assembly.